Molecule: messenger RNA, 3419 nt
Organism: Hyla sarda
Lineage: Eukaryota; Metazoa; Chordata; Amphibia; Anura; Hylidae
Gene: PHF20L1
Product: PHD finger protein 20 like 1
Exons: 21
Coding region: 277-3303 (1008 amino acids)
Biological process (GO): regulation of transcription by RNA polymerase II
Cellular component (GO): NSL complex; nucleus
Source: RefSeq, a predicted model, not a curated record
CGUCUCUCUUUGACGCGCUUACCCGGAAGUUGUUUUUGUUCGCCCUCUGACGUGGCACGGUGUGAUUGGCUGACGGCCGCUCAGAGGGCUCUCUGGGAGCUGCGGGUGGGAGUCCGCCGGAGAAUCGGAUACUAGAAGGAUGAGGCUCCCCGGAGAUUAGGACACUCCGAAAUCCGAGAGGAGACACCGGGUCCUUCACGGACUGAGCGCUGUGCACCGUGACGUGCGGGAGAGAGAGACAGCCGGGGUUGGGGGGAGAAGAGAAGACUCUCUAAGAUGAGUAAGACGCCUCCGAUUCGUCCUGGAAUCACUUUUGAGGUUGGCGCUCGGUUGGAAGCGCAGGACUACCUGCAGAAAUGGUAUCCAUCAAAGAUAGAGAAAAUAGAUUAUGAAGAGGAGAAGAUGUUGAUCCAUUUUGAACGCUGGAGCAGUCGAUACGAUGAAUGGAUUCACUGGGACAGCAGUCGUAUUCGUCCUCUUGAAAGACCGGCACUACGGAAAGAAGGACUGAGGGACGAGGAGGAGGACAUUGUAUGUUUCCAGUCUCCUGAUUUUAAAGAAGGAGAAGAGGUUCUAGCUCGUUGGACGGAUUGUCGGUAUUAUCCUGCCAAGAUCGAGGCCAUAAACAAGGAAGGUACCUAUACGGUGCAGUUUUAUGACGGGGUCAUUCGAUGCUUGAAGAAGAUGCACAUUAAGUCUAUGCCAGAAGAUGCCAGAGGCCAGGAUUGGAUAGCUUUAGUCAAAGCCGCUGCAGCCGUAGUCAAGAACAAGGCUGCUAACAAACCAAGGACCAGCGUCAACAGCAAUAAAGAAGAGAAAAAAAUGCAAAAAGGGUCUUCAAAAAAGGAAGAAGUCGUCACUAGUAAACCUCUGGAAUUAUUCCACAAGGAGGAAGAGCCAACGUCCAGCCAGAACCUGGAAAUUGCAUUAGAAGAAGUACCGAAACUUUCCCUUCAACAGCGAGAAGAUGAGGCGUUACUAAAGAGGAAGAUCAGCCAAGCCAGCUCCUUUCAAGCAAAGCGUGCCCGGCUAAACAAAAUCACAGGUUUAUUGGCCUCGAAAGCUGUGGUGCUGGACGAUGCAGAAAAGAAGCAGCAAGCCACUGAAAAGCCUGCGAAGCAGGAAGAGGCCAUUGCUCCCAAACCGCAGAAUCAAAUUGAAGCAGAUAAAUGCCAUUCUAUUAUGACAGUGAAACCCUCGCUGUUGCCGCCAACUUUGUCUUCCGGGAAGUUUCGCAGCAAGAAAGACAAACAGGAGUCUGUCGAUGCCUCAGGGUGUAAAAAGUCCCCAUCAUUAUCCUUUACCGAUCCGCAGCUAAAUCAAGGUAUGCCACACAACGCAAAUCUUUCUAGGUCGUCUGGACGUAACAACCAAAGGCGGCGAUCUCGGCGACUUACAUCCGAAACAUGUGGCGAUGUUCUCCGCAUACCUUUCAGUGAAGCAAAAGGCCUUCUGAGUUACUCACAGACUCCGCAAGACCUUUCCAUAGCCAAGGUACCCGAUGUUGCCUUUGUGCCUCAGGAGAAGCUUGAACCACUUGACCUAAGCCGUAACGUGGAAAUUACAUCUCCCAUAAUCCCAGCAUCCACUUUCCACAUUGACUGUCUCACAAAAGAAAAGGAACACUUACAAUUGAUAACCUAUUCUCCAAAAGCAAUAGCUGAUGGCAAAAUAGCCUCAACAUCAUCAGUCCUGGAGUCUCCCCCGCUCUCCUUACACACCACCUUGACUUUAUCGAAUAAUAUGAAGCCCCCUAAAGCAAGCAAAAAGAAGAAAUCCCCCGGUCUCACGAGCACAGACAUGAUGGUGACAUCGACUACUCCUGCAGCAGAAAACAAACUCUCUGAUAGUUUGCAAGAAAAGAUAAUAAAGAAAGUGAACGACAAGGACAAGCAGCCGGAAAUUGGAGCCAUCAAAUCUGAGAAGAAAGUAAAGACUGAAGACAAAACCUCUUCUGCGGUAGGUAAGAAGAAAGAAAAAGACAAAGAGAGGAAAGAGAAGGAUCACUCAAAGUCCAAACAAAAGAAGAAGAAAAAGAAGAAGAAGAAAAAACAUUCAGACUAUGAAGAGAGUACCCUGGACUUUUUGGAUAGAAGCUCCUCUCCAGUUAUACGUUCAUCCCCCAGUGUAGUGGGUCCAAACAAUACAUUGACAGUAAAGAAUACAACCUUUCAGUUCCCAUGUGCCAUCCUGUCUGUGGAUCUUACUGGAGAAAAUCUUUCUGACAUGGAAUUCCUCGAUGACUCCUCUACUGAGAGUCUGAUCCUCAGCGGGGAUGAGUACAACCAGGAAUUCGACUCUACGAACUUUGAGGAGUCUCAGGAUGAAGAGGAAGGCAUCGGCGAAAUCGUAAGAUGUGUGUGCAAGAUGGACGAGGAGAACGGCUUCAUGAUUCAGUGUGAGGAAUGUCUUUGUUGGCAGCACAGUAUUUGCAUGGGAGUUCCGGAAGACAAUAUUCCUGAGCAGUAUAUCUGCUAUGUGUGCAGCGACCCACCAGGUCAGAGAUGGAGCGCAAAAUACAAGUACGACAGAGAUUGGUUUAACAACGGGCGCAUGUGCGGCCUCUCCUUCAUAAAUGACAACUACUCCUACCUGAACGCCAAAAAGAUUGUGUCCACGCACCACCUCCUGGCUGACGUGUACGGCGUCACCGAGAUACUUCAUGGACUACAGCUAAAAUUUGGGAUUUUAAAGAACAAAGACCACCCAGACCUCAGACUGUGGUCCCGUCCCAUGAAGCCUCGGGAGUCAAAUCAGGGAAAAGGCACAUGUGGACUGAACCAUAAAGGGCCAACAAACAAGCUGGAUAUGACGGAAGAAACAUAUAUAGUGAGCGAGCACAGCUACCAAAAGCCCCAGGGCUCCGGCGGUGACAACAAAAUGCAGAACGACACCGGAAAGUCUGAGGACAAUAAUAGCGUAAUUCUGGGCGGCCACAAGAGUAACUUACACACUGAAGCAAAAAGAAGAUUAUCAGAUCAUAUAAAUAUGGAAAGGAGGACUGACCAGGCUGUAUUGGCAGAAGUGUGUAAUGACAAGAAAGUAGCGGAGGAGCAGCUGGACACUCACCUCCAGUGGCAGCUCAAUCUUCUGACCCACAUAGAGAGCGUCCAGAAUGAAGUCACCAGCCGCAUGGACCUCAUAGAGAAGGAAGUAGAUGUCUUAGAGAGCUGGCUGGAUUUCACCGGAGAACUGGAGCCCCCCGACCCCCUGAUGAGACUGCCGCAGAUAAAGAAACGCAUCAAGCAGCUUUUAAUAGACAUGGGCAAAGUUCAGCAAAUCGCCACACUCUGCUCCGUAUGACGAAAGAGGAGACCGAGGGAAUUUGGCUACUGCCAUGGGUUGAACUAUUUUCUUACUUAGGAUACAAAGUUUGUACAGAUUUUAAUGACAUUAUAAAUAAAAUAUAUAUUAUAUUA